Molecule: messenger RNA, 6172 nt
Organism: Brassicogethes aeneus
Lineage: Eukaryota; Metazoa; Arthropoda; Insecta; Coleoptera; Nitidulidae
Source: the annotation of a GenBank genome assembly
CUGGAAUAAAAUGCUAAUGGCUGCCAUUUUAUUAACCUUUUAGGCGGGGAGAAGCGAAUUUCACAUUUAUGUGUUAUUGAAACGUUCUCUUCGUAGAUAUGAAAGAUUUUAAAUAGGCUUGGUUAGUAAAAACCAAUAAAGUGAAUGAAACAAGGAAGGGAGACUUAGUUUGAGCAGAAAAUAACCCAAAGGCAGUGUAGGUACAAAAGUGUAGAAGACGGCGGCGACGAAGGCAUGGAAGAUGGUGUAGUUACACCAAUAAUGGCAAACUUCCCUGAAGGGACAGUUGCUGAUGUAAAAAUUAACGGAGAUACCCAUGUUAAGGAAGAAAAAGAAAACAAUGUUGAAGAGUCAAGCUCGGAGAGUGAUGCUUUAGUGAUAGACGAGAGUGUGGCAAAGCCCAAGAUUAAAAAAAAACGUGUUUCGAAAGUAAAGGCAGCAGAGAAUGAGGUGAUAGCUCACUCAAAUCCGUAUUUUAAUGAAUCUCUUUUUGAAUUAAUCACUCAAGACUGUAAUAAAGUGUCAAAAAGUAAAAAAAAGACAAAACCCAAAUUAAGAGAGUAUGCUCAAUAUUUAGGUUUGCAGCCCACAGUACAGUUUAAGUGUUCAAAAUGCGGUUUGGCAGGAUUUGAAUCUUUGUCAUCUUUAAAUGAUCAUGUGGUGCAGUGCAACGAGGUUAGAAAUAUUCAACAAACCCCUUCAGAAAACCCUUGUUCUGGUUUUAAAUUGACUCGAAAAGUGUUUUUGUGCUCUGCAUGUGGAACUUACUAUGAAAAUUGGAACCUAUACAUGCACAUGUUGGAAUUCCACAGGCGCUACAUAUGUUUGUAUUGUUUAGGAAUGUUUUCAAUGCUACAAGAUUUAUGUCAACAUAUACAGUCAAAGCACAAUUUGGAGCCAGGCUUUAAAAACUCCCCAGAUGAAUUUUUCAACACUUACAAUGAACCUUGUUAUUUAGUGUGUUGUGAGUGUAAUAAACAUUUCACCGAGCAGGACAAUUUUUUCUACCAUAAUUGUGAUGUUUCCAAAGGUAAAACUAAAACUGUGGCAGCAAAACCGACGUUAAUUGCACCUGGAAAUCACAUAACAGGUGAGUCAGGAAGUGUAAAUAUUGACAAAACAUUGGCAACAACAAGCACAACACAACAACAAGACUCAACAACAGCAGGUGCAGAAAGUGAGUUGCCAGUUACUGGUAGUGUUAGUGAGGAGAAGCUUGAAAACGAAAGUGAUGUUUCCAAAGAAACAAAUGACUUGAGUGCAAAAGUGACAGUUAAUAAUCAAGAACCAGACCUACAAGUUACUAACAGUACACCAGAAAUGACUGAAGAGAGUAAAAAUAAUGAUAAUGUUGAUGAAAAUAACGAAACAAACAGUCCAGAUUUAAGCAGGGAAAAUGUGGAUGAAGAUGAGAAAAUAGAGGUUGAUGACAAGUCGGAGGAAGAGGUUGAUGUAGAGGAGGACGACGAGGAAGAAAUGGCAGAGAGUCCUGAACCUGUGGAAACUAGAAAGGUUCCCAAACUCUCUCUGAAACUCCCAAAACCCGGCACCUAUCCGGAAAUCGUGAACAACGACGAAGAUGACGAGUACAGCAACGACAGCGACAGACUCGCGAUGGAGCUCGAUCAGAUCGAAAGCGAAAACGAAAAUCCGGACGUGGAGGAAACGGAAGAAGCCGCCCCGGAAGCGACCGUGACGGAAGAAGACGAGCCGGCCGCAGCGCCGGCGGACGAAGCUCCGGAAGCGGAAGCAGCAAAUGACGACGGCGAUAAGCCCGAAGAAGCGGACGACGCGACGUCGUCCAUCCAGGUGGCCGGAAGCGAGGUCGGCAUAAUCGAGCUCGAGCUGGAGCAACCGCUCGACAAGUUCGACAUCCGGUUGCUGCUGCAAAAGUGCCUCAAGGCGACGGUGUCGACGUGCAUCUACUGCAACCACGCGCGCGUGAUCGCCGUGAACGGGAAGCAGCUGGGGCUGCACGCGAUCGCCGAGCACCGAUUCUCCGCGGUGGUGAACAGCAUCACCGCCGAAGAACUGAUCCCCGAGAGCUUCGUGACGCGCAUCAGGGAGUGCCUGCCGGAGCUGGAGGCGGUGUUUUUCAACCUGGAGUCGGACGUGAGCGCCGAGGCGGUCACGUUCUCGCACUCGUUCGAGUGCUUCCAGUGCCACUUCAGCACGUCGGUGCACAAGGAGUUGUACCUGCACAACCGGAAGCUGCACGCGAAAAACCUGCUGCUGUGCAUCAUGUGCAAGUCGAACUUUUUCAGCUACAGCGAGCUGAUUUGCCAUUUGUGCCCGGGAGUGUACGUUUUGGAUUACGAUUUGCAGUUUCGGUGUUGUUUGUGCGUGAGCGACGAUUUGCCCUCGGCGUUUCGUCUCAUGGUGCAUUUGCGUAAGAGACACCACGUGUGCGACGUGUGCUUGGAGAUGUGCCACAACCAGUACCGGUUGUCGAACCACGUGUGGAAGCACAAAUUGCACCACUUCUGCUAUCGGUGCGGAAUCGCGUACCGCAACAAGCCCGACAUCACUCGGCAUCUUUUCUGGAAGCACGGCACCGAGAGCGUGCUGUGCAAAAAGUGCCUGCAGAAGAAGUGGCCGCACGUGUACCACUUUUGCGUGCCGCCGGCGUUUUUCACGUGCGAAGAGUGCUCGCUCACUUUUUCCAAAGCCGUGGCCCUUAAAGUGCACAAACGACUGCACGCCGACGUGAAACCGCACGCGUGCACUUUCGAGGACUGCACCGAGAAGUUCAUAUCGAAAAAGUUGGUGCGGAAACACGAGGACCGACAUCGGGCGCCGCCGGAAGAAGCGAAGGAAGAAAAACCGGAGACGGAGGAGGUGGCGGAGAAGGAGGAGGAAAAGAAGGUCGAAGCGGUGGAAGAGAAGGUCGAGGAAAAGCCGAAACCCAAAAUCGACGUUUACGAUCUGCCCGCUCUGAAUCUUUCCGAGAGCGACAGCAGCGAAUCGGAAGCCGAGGUGGAGAAGAGCAAGCCGAUUACGCCGACUGCGACGGAGGAGGAGGAAAAACCGAUAAACGACGAAACCGCGGCGGAAAUCGUCGACGAAAUUGACGGAAUUAAUGUUGACAAUGAGUUGGUGCGAGAAGAACAGGUGGUGGUGAAGGGUGAAGUCGAGGAGGAACCGGAAAAACCCACGCCGAUAAUCGAGAACAUUUGGGAGGAUUUCAAAAAUUAUCAGGCCAACAAAGACAAGCUCGAUCAAAUAUUCGUGGAAUCGACCGUUGUGGAGGAGAUAAAAGUGGAAGAGGAGGAGAAAAAACCGGAGGAAAUGAGCGCGGAAGCCGCUCUGCGAGACCACGACUACUGCAUCGAUCCCGAACGUAAGCCCGACGCCAGUAUAAUCGAAGUGAAGCCGGAUUUGACGCUCACGGAGCGAAUGGACCACGACUAUUGCACUCCGAAGAGCGAAGGAGAAGACAAAAAGGAACAAGAGGUGGAAGGGAACACGCGACCGGGUGGCAGAACGGCGACGGCCGACAAGAGUUCGAGCGAUUCGAGCAGCGACAGCGACAGUUCGUGCUCGUGCGGUUCGAACUGUUCGUGCUCGAGUUCGAGCGGGGGUUCCCCUUCCUCGAGCACCUCGGACAGCUCGGGUUCGGACUCGUCGACGGCCGAGGGCAGACGGAGACAGAUCGAGAGGCGGGCGCGACGCAAGCUGAAAUCCAAGGCGGACAGCAGGAAAGCGGCGGCUGCGGCGGCAUCGAAAACCGCCGCCGUCUCGACCGAGCAGGCGGCGGCGGCGCGGCCUCAGCCUGCCGCGGUGGCGCCCAUCGAAACCCCCAUCCUCGAGUCCGAUUUGGAGACGACCGAGAGCGAGACGGACGAAGAGUUCUACGACAGGCAGCCGCACAAGCUGGCCAAGAAGGUGUUUGAGGAGAAGCGGAACCAGCUGAUCGCGGAGGCGGGCAGCGGCGGCUUCGUGGAGAGCACGAGCCGGCCGCCGACGCCGCCGCCCGAGGAGGAGGCGCCGCCGCCGAGGCAGAAGAAGAAGUCCAAGUCGAAGAAGCGCAAGAAGAAGAAGAGCGAGAAGCGCACGCACGAGAUCGUUCGGAAGCAGUACGAGGCUUGCGGCACGCCGACGGUGGCGCCGAUCACUCUCUCGUUGACUCCGGCGGCCGCCUACUGCACUCUGACUCCCGGAGGCGGGGCCGCCCUGGAUUCCACCCCGCUGAACGAUGCCGUGCGCCGCAGGGACUCGACCGAUUCGAGUUCGAACCUGCGCGCGUCCAAGAGACGCCGCGUGCCCAACAAAUUCUACGGCUACUCGAGCGACGAGGAGGACAAGGACAAGUCGGCCAACGCUCAUAUGCAAAAGUGGAGAAAAACGGAGAACGCGACUACGCCAAGGUCGCCCAUGGUAGUGCCGCCUAUCACGAUAAAAACGGUGUCGACGCCGAUGCGCGCCGCUCCCGUGACCCAUCACGUGCCGCCUCCGCCCGCGCACCCCCCAAUCGAACCGAUCUCGAUCUCGCGCAGCGGAGGCGGCGUCCGCAUCCAGCGGCGCAUGCCGCCCAUCCGGCUGCUGCCGCCGCGCCAGCAGACCGAGGAGAGCGGCACAGACUCGAACGACAGCGACGACGAGGAGGAGCCCGAGGAGGAGGUGGCGCGGAUGCCGCCUCCCGGCGUGGCGCCGCCGCCGAACCAACCGCCGCAGCUCUACUGCUACUGUCGCUGUCCGUACGACGAGGUUUCCGAGAUGAUCGGCUGCGAUUCCAGCGACUGCGCCAUCGAGUGGUUCCACUUCGAGUGCGUCGGCAUCAUGGUGCCCCCCAAGGGCCAGUGGUUUUGCCCCGACUGCCGGAAAAAGAAGCAGAUGCGCAGGGAGCUGCUGCAAGCCUCCUCCUAAGCUAAACAAUCGUCAUCGACAUUUUUUCAUCGUGCUGCCACUUACGUUAAUCAUGAUUAAUAACAACAAUAAUUAUUGUUGUUGCAACGAAAUAUAAUUUGAACGUCAAUUAGGUAAGUUAAUUAGGCUGGUAAAUUACCUUUCCAAAGCUAAAUUUUAAUUUUAAAUGCGGUACUAAUCGUAUAAAUAUUUAGUACCAAUUAUGAUGUAGUUGCUGAGAUUUAAAUGUGGUUAAUUUUUAAUGUGGUACCCAAUUUUUAUCAUAACUAUAUUCCUAAAAUUGCUAUUUAAUUGGCUUAAUAACAUUGUUUCUAAAAUUUUUUAAUUUCUGUUACCCACAUUUAAAUCUGCGCACCGGUAAUUGAAACUUUUUCAUUGUUUUUAAGCGCUUCCGCAAAUCUUUAUUUCAAGUUAUAAUUUUAUAUGAAUUUGAUGAUAAAUUAUUGCCCUUCAGUUUUUUCAUGUUGAGGCUUAAUGAUAUACUUUUUGUUCCAUUUUUAUUACAUUAUUUAGAACUAUUACGACAGUGUUUUAAUUUUUAACUGUUUUUAAAAAAAUUGUCCGUCGCAUUUUUACAUUUUUUUGUUUUUGCACGUAUCUGAGGUUCCAUAGAUAACAACACACUAACUGCCUAUUAAUUUUUUUUGUUACUGUUAUUUUUAAAACCCAUUAUUAUUAAUUAAUGAUUAAUUUAUUGAGGACAUGUUUUAUUUUCAUGUUGUAUAUUAAUUCGAAUUAUUUUUGUUAAUUUUUUAAAACUGGUGACAGCAGUUACGUUCCCUUGUAAAUAAACCGAUGAUGAUUAUUAAUAUUUUUAAGCAUGUACCUGUAUAUAAAAACCUAGCUAAAUAGACGUAGAAUUAAAUUAACCACUUAAAAAUUGUGAUUUUUACAGACGUGCGCGUUCGACUCGAUCGCAAUUUUGAAAAAGGUUCGGGCAAAGAAUUUUGUGAUGGAGUCGAAUGUGUUUUAUAGACUAAGUCAUUUUCCUUUCACUUUCAUCCUUGAAUGUAAUUAUAUGAUAAGAUUUGCCAAAUUAGUCUUGUAAAUGUGUACAUAUUUUUUAUCGAGUGAUGAUGAUAAUCUCGCCGCUCUGCAGCAGAUGAUAUUUUUUUCAAAACAAAUGUUUAGAACAUUGUUAGAUCUGAAAUACUCUACUUGUAUUAAUUUCAGCUAAUUUUCCAUGUAUUAUAAAUGUACAUUUUUUCUGAUAUUGUGUCAAUAAAUUGUAUCAGAUUUAAGCCUUGUCCUUUUCUUCACACACCUAUUUUAUCAUCUAUUUCUUAAAGGUUUAUUUAACUACACU